GUUCGCUCAACGCACCCGCUUCAUUCCGCUCCAUCAUCCUCGAGCUUCCUGCUGGUUCAGCCGCCACGCCACGAGCCCACGAGAGCACCACUGCCCGCGGGCUCGGGCACCGCACUGCCGCGCGCCAUGCAAAGCACUGCUGCCUCGUGGUCUUCGCUCUCGUCCCGGUCACAAGUUACUAGCCCGAAGUUGACACUGAAGAGUAGGACAACUGGAGGAGUAUCCUUUCGUAAUCCUAAGCAUGGAAAGGGGGACAUGGCCACCGUGGCUAACCUUGCAAACCAACCAGCACGGUCUAGGCAAGUGGAAACAUCACCGUUUGCACAACGCAAGGCCGAGCCAGGCCGCAUCCGGCCACCCCAUGCCACGGGCUAUCUCGGGGCUAAUCCGGCCAACUCGUGCCCGCUCACGCCGCUCGGCUUCCUGGAACGCGCGGCGACCGUGUUCGGCCACUGCCCCUCCGUCGUCUACCACGACACCGUCUUCACCUGGUCACAGACGCACCGGCGUUGCCUCCGCCUCGCCUCCGCGCUCGCUUCCCUCGGCAUCUCCCGCGGCGACAUCGUGUCCGUGCUGUUGCCCAACGUGCCGGCCAUGUACGAGGUGCACUUCGGCGUGCCCAUGAGCGGCGCCGUGCUCAACACCAUCAACACGCGCCUCGACGCGCGCACGGUCGCCGUCCUGCUCCGCCACUCCGGCUCCAAGAUCGUCUUCGUCGACCCGGCGUCGCUCCCACUCAUCCGAGACGCGAUGAAGCAGCUCCCGCCCGGGCACCCGGCGCCGCGCGUCGUCCCCGUCGAGGACCCCCACGAGGAGGAGUUCCCGGCCGCCCCGCCCGGGACCUUGACGUACGAGAGGCUCCUCGAGAAGGGCGACCCGGAGUUCAAGUGGGUGCGGCCGGCGAGCGAGUGGGACCCGAUGGUCCUGAACUACACCUCCGGCACGACGUCGGCGCCCAAGGGCGUGGUGCACUGCCACCGCGGGCUCUUCCUCAUCACACUUGACUGGCUCGUGGAAUGGGCCAUGCCGCCGCGGGCGACGUACCUGUGGACGCUGCCCAUGUUCCACGCCAACGGCUGGAGCUUCCCGUGGGGGAUGGCCGCGGUGGGCGGCGCCAACGUCUGUCUCCGCCGCGUCAACGCCGCCACUGUGUACGCCGCCAUCGCGAUCCGCGGGGUCACCCACCUCUGCUGCGCGCCCGUCGUGCUCAACAUGCUGGCCAACGCCCCCGAGGGCGUGCGACGGCCGCUCCCGGGAAAGGUGCGCGUCCUCACGGCCGGCGCGCCACCUCCCGCGGCCGUGCUACAGCGCACUGAGGCCAUCGGCUUCGAGGUCAGCCACGGGUACGGGCUGACCGAGACGGCGGGGCUGCCGGUGUCCUGCACUUGGAAGCGUGAGUGGGACAAGCUCCCCGCGCCGGAGCGCGCACGGCUCAAGGCGAGGCAGGGCGUGCGCUUGCCUGGCAUGGCGGAGGUCGACGUCAUCGACGGCGAGACCGGGCUCAGCGUACCCCACGACGGAUCCACGAUGGGCGAGAUCGUGCUCCGCGGCGGCUGCGUCAUGCUAGGCUACCUGAACGAUGACGAGGCAACCAGGGCGGCGAUACGCGACGACGGGUGGUUCUACACGGGGGACGUCGGCGUGGUGCACCCGGACGGCUACCUGGAGAUCCGGGACCGUUCCAAGGACGUGAUCAUCAACGCCGGGGAGAACAUCAGCAGCGUGGAGGUCGAGUCGGUGCUUUACGGGCAUCCGGCGGUGAACGAGGCGGCGGUGGUGGCGCGGCCCGACGAGUUACGGGGCGAGACGCCGUGCGCGUUCGUCAGCCUCAAGGAGGACGCGGCGGGGGCGGUGACCGCGGCCGACCUCAUGGCGUGGUGCCGGGAGCGCAUGCCGCAGUACAUGGUGCCCAGAACGGUCGUCUUCCGCGCAGAGCUGCCCAAGACCUCCACCGGCAAGAUCCAGAAGUACGUGCUGCGGAACCUCGCCAUGGAGAUGGGGCCCGCACGCAAGGGCGGCGGUACCGCGGUAGCAUAAGCUAACAAAGUAAUGAUUGGAUUGUUUGACAUUAUCAAUUACCCGAUCAAGAAUUCAAGAUCCAAGACAUCCGCAAUGAUCUUCAACAUU
Messenger RNA from Setaria italica (foxtail millet), 2127 nucleotides. Its product is annotated as probable acyl-activating enzyme 6. The transcript has 3 exons. The coding region runs from base 127 to 2037 and encodes 636 amino acids. NCBI's taxonomy places the organism in Eukaryota, Viridiplantae, Streptophyta, Magnoliopsida, Poales, Poaceae. The record is from RefSeq and is a predicted model, not a curated record.